UUCUAAUCUGUGUGCUGAUACUUGAUCCGUGCAGUACUCUAGUUAAGCUCUUGACAAGCAGAAUCUCUCCCUGCUGGAGAGAGUGAAGGAUAAAGGAUGAACGGAUGAUGCUCAUUCGUGGCAGCGGUGCAACCCCCACCCCUGUACCACAACUGUAAGGCUUUCACAAGUUACUUACAGUAGCGAUAUAAUUUCCGUCCUUGUGUCCACUACUAGCUUUUUCCAGCGUCUACUCAAGCAUUUGAAAGUUGCCUUGUGAAUACAGAAACGUGAGCAGCUCGUUUUAGCCCACCCAGCCCUUUACCAACGGAGAGAUGGGCGAGUAGCUGCCUGAUGUGGAGAGACUGACGCUGUCCCCAUGCAUUAACCAGCAGCUUUCUUCGGCCAGAUGAAUCUGAAAUCUCUUCGUCCCCCAGUGCCUCUCGCCCUCCUCUUCAUCCACAGCUGAGGCUGGGUAUCUGGACCUGCUGCAGCGCCUUUCCUGGAGUGAUCUAGCUACUUUUUACGGGGUGGUCAGAUGUUGAUCGCUGAUGAAACAGGAAAGAUGCUAACGUCGGAGAUGUUGGAUUUUAAAAAAACAAAAUACGCAAGAUUUAUGAAUAACUGUGUUCCACCCAACCGAAGAUAUCAGCCAACAGAAUACGAGCAUGCAGCAAACUGUGCUACUCAUGCGCUCUGGAUAAUACCCAGCAUCCUCGGUAGCUCCAUCCUCUACUUUCUGUCUGACGAUCACUGGGAAACUGUCUCAGCAUGGAUCUAUGGGUUUGGCUUGUGUGGACUCUUCAUCGUCUCAACAGUUUUUCAUACAAUUGCCUGGAAGAAAAGUCACCUACGAACAGUGGAACAUUGUUUUCAUAUGUUCGACAGGAUGGUGAUUUACUUCUUUAUAGCAGCUUCUUAUGCCCCCUGGCUGAAUCUCCGUGAGUUGGGCCCUUGGGCCUCACACAUGCGCUGGAUCAUUUGGAUCAUGGCAAGCAUUGGCACUGUUUAUGUUUUCUUCUUCCACGAGAGAUAUAAGCUUGUGGAGUUGAUAUGCUACAUGGUCAUGGGUGUGUUUCCAGCUUUGGUCAUCCUCUCAAUGCCAAACAGAGAUGGUCUCAUUGAAUUGAUCGUUGGGGGCAUAUUUUAUUGUCUUGGCAUGGUGUUUUUCAAGAGCGAUGGCCGCAUCCCCUUUGCACAUGCCAUUUGGCACCUCUUUGUGGCAAUUGGAGCUGGUAUCCACUACUAUGCCAUCUGGAGGUAUCUGUACCAACCCAGCACUUUGCAACUCAAAACUUAAAGUGAUGCCUUAUGUUUUUUUUGUGACUCUUAACUACAUCAAAAUGCAGUGCAUGUAAAACAGCGGAUUAUGGGUAAUAUCCCAAUGAAUUUUUUAAAUAAGGAUAACAACUUUUUUGUUAUUAUUUUUUGUACAAGUUUUCCAAGGCACACUGUAGAUCACUAUUUUCUCAUAUUCAUUCAGGUACAUAGCUACACUGAGCUACAAAUACUGGAUAAAUGAUAAUCUCAUUUAGAGAUUACCCCAGGAUUUAUGAACACAUUCUCACAUCUUUUGAAGAGAAGAAUUCUUAAUGUCUGAGAAAACUUGUACAUAUUGUGAAUGAGGCUUUGUUUGCAAUUUUCUGAACAGACUCUUCUUAGCUCCAGUUUAAGCCACUGAAGCAUAAAUUAUGAUUUACUGCAGGUCUUACAUAGUUUUCAAGUGAAGUGACUCUAUAACAUUUAAAUUCUAGAAGCAAUACAUACUUCCAGUGUUAAAAUAUACCUGUACUUUGGCCUUUCUCACACAGCAUUUUCUGUUCUAAGUUUCCCUCACUGAUGAAAAACAUGAUUGCAUUUGGAUGGCUAAUUUUUUAAUAUGCCCACUACAACAACCUCUAUUUGUAAAGUUCAUAAUUUUAUUGUAAAUUAGCUCU
This is a messenger RNA of Protopterus annectens (West African lungfish), 1916 nucleotides long. RefSeq names its product monocyte to macrophage differentiation associated 2 (gene MMD2). Gene Ontology annotation, cellular component: membrane. The transcript is spliced from 7 exons. The record is from RefSeq and is a predicted model, not a curated record. Gene Ontology annotation, molecular function: pore-forming activity. NCBI's taxonomy places the organism in Eukaryota, Metazoa, Chordata, Ceratodontiformes, Protopteridae. Bases 518 to 1279 code for a protein of 253 amino acids.